UGCCAUUUCCACAAGCCAUAACCCACGGAGAACCAAAGAAACCUUCUCAAAUCCUCUAAAGAAAAGAAAUGGCCUCCACAGCUCUCUCAAGCGCCAUCGUCGGAACAUCCUUCCUCCGCCGUCAAACAUCUCCCAUCAGUCUCCGUUCCCUCCCCUUAGCCAACACUCAGACCCUCUUCGGUCUCAAGUCAGGAACCGCACGUGGUGGACGCGUCACAGCCAUGGCUACAUACAAGGUCAAGUUCAUCACACCAGAGGGAGAGCAAGAGGUUGAGUGCGACGACGACGUUUACGUCCUCGACGCUGCGGAGGAAGCAGGGAUCGACUUGCCUUACUCUUGCCGUGCCGGUUCUUGCUCGAGCUGUGCAGGUAAAGUUGUGUCUGGUUCUGUUGACCAGUCUGACCAGAGUUUCCUCGAUGAUGACCAGAUUGCUGAAGGGUUUGUUCUCACUUGUGCGGCUUAUCCAACUUCUGAUGUUACCAUUGAGACCCACAGAGAAGAUGACAUUGUUUAAGACAAAAAGCUCCAUAACAUGCUGCUUUUGAUGGUUUCACCAUCAUUCUUGUCUUUACAUUUUGGGUUGAGUUUGUUGUUACUUUAGUAUAAUCUAUAUUGUUGUCUGUUGUAAUUGUUCUUGGUUUGGACCAUCUUUUGGUUAGAUCAAUGGAUAACUGUUUAAAACUUAUGGUAAUGCAAUUUCUGAAGAACUUUUGAUGAGAA
Brassica oleracea var. oleracea is the source of this 721-nucleotide messenger RNA. Its product is annotated as ferredoxin, leaf L-A-like. Gene Ontology annotation, biological process: electron transport chain. Bases 69 to 515 code for a protein of 148 amino acids. Gene Ontology annotation, cellular component: chloroplast. The transcript has a single exon. The record is from RefSeq and is a predicted model, not a curated record. NCBI's taxonomy places the organism in Eukaryota, Viridiplantae, Streptophyta, Magnoliopsida, Brassicales, Brassicaceae. Gene Ontology annotation, molecular function: 2 iron, 2 sulfur cluster binding; electron transfer activity.